Tuber melanosporum (Perigord truffle) is the source of this 1834-nucleotide messenger RNA. RefSeq lists its product as uncharacterized. The transcript is spliced from 3 exons. Gene Ontology annotation, biological process: intracellular protein localization. Bases 402 to 1454 code for a protein of 350 amino acids. Gene Ontology annotation, cellular component: plasma membrane. The record is from RefSeq and is a predicted model, not a curated record. NCBI's taxonomy places the organism in Eukaryota, Fungi, Ascomycota, Pezizomycetes, Pezizales, Tuberaceae.
AUUGAAACCAAUAUUCCUCUGCUCAUAAUCAAUCUAUUGAUUGAUCGAUCGAUUGAUCCGUCGAUUUCUACUCAUUAAAAUUUUUUUUGUUUCGCCAUUUUUCCUCCCUCUUCCGCUUUGCCCUUUGCUAGUCUCCUCCAUUCUUGCCCUGUCUGUGUUGUCUGUGUUGUCCUCGCUUGCUUGCUGGCUUUCCAUUCUCGUUCCUGCGUUGCGACCGCCUUUUUCGUCGCUCCCAACCAUCGACACACUCGACUCACGGCUCCAACAAACAAACCUUCCCCUCACUCAACCUCGUUCCACCAUCGUCAGACGUUUGACAGUGUUAGCGUAUAGUUGCACCACGCUGAGAAUUCUACAGCUCCUCAGAAACAUAUAUUUUCACGCUCGUUCAGUGGGUCAUAAUGGGCACUGUGAGUGAGCGUAAUCGUCUUCCCACUUUGUUCGAGGUUCUCAGCAGGAGAACUUUGCCGCCCGUGGAUUUGUUCUCGUUUUACAUUUACAUGAGGGAUCAGCAACGCUCUGUGGAUUAUCUAGAUUUCUGGCUCGACGUCGCCCAACAUAUUUCGCUCUGCCGACACUAUGUCCGUGAACUCCGCCGAAGUGUACUGGUCUCUACGCCCGAUCUGGACAAAGGCAGCAAGCGGUCUUCUGGAGCUCCAGAAGACCUCUUAGUUGAUGAGAAUUAUGAACAGAAGAGUGAUGACCAACGGCUCUCCGCUUUCCUCCGCUCCGAAGGCACGUCCGAGACUCCCGUCCGCCGCUCCGUGGGCGACACGCUGGAAACUCCAGGAACAGGUCGCCCAUCGCUCAUGUCCUCCUCCGCCCUUGAUCCCAAUACAGACUCAACCUCCCCUGGCCACACGGUUACAAGGAAUGAUCUACGCGCUUCUGCUGAAAAGAUCCUAUACACUUUCCUUUUGCGGGGCGCUGAGCGCGAGAUUGUCCUACCGGAAGUUAUCUUACAAUCUAUUGCUAAUGCGAUUGAAGUGGAGGCGCGAGACGAUCCCGCCAUAUUUGAUGAAGCAAAGGACUAUGUUUUCCAGGCAAUGGAGCGGGACGCCUUCCCAGGAUUUUUGAGAGCAAAAGCCCUUGGAAAUCUCGUACCCCCUAGUGCUACCCUACGUUUGAUCGUAGGCCUCCUAGCCAUGUUUGGUGGUUUCUGGGCAGCUUUUGCACUCAUCUUCUUGGACAUCAAGCCGAAGAGCACUAGAUUAUGGCUUAUCCUCCCUUUCUCAAUCGGCAUCUACUGUCUCAUGGCCCACCAGUACUCCCUAGAUCCCAUAAUGGGCCUGAUAGGCAUUAGCGAGUACACCCUCAUGUCUUUCACUCGCGUCAAGGAACCUUUCGUCCGUCGCUUACUCAGCAAGCGCUCUUUGUGGAUCCUUAUGCUUACUAUCCUCAUGGUCGCGGCGCUGACGUGCUUGUAUGUGUUUGUGCCGGGGAAGAGGUUAUGAUCGAUCGGUUGGCUUAGUUUGGUCGGAAUUUCUUAGGUCUAUAUCAGAAUUCUGUCUCCGCGUGUUGGUUUGUUAGCAGGGGGCUCUUUAUCGUGAACAAUUAUUUUUCCUUUUUUUUCUUUCUCCUGUGAUAUCCUGUCCUACUAAAGCCCUUUCAUCUGUUGAGGGUGGGUUAGUUAGUGUUGAAUGAGCGAGUGCGGAGUGGGGGAAGGUUUGUGUUGUAAUAUCUUUUUUUUCCUUCUUUUCUUCUCGUGAGGGUUUGAUCUACUGUUUGAUAUGCAGUCGGAAUUGCGGGCUGUGGGUUGAUAGAUUGAUGGUCAGCAAGGAGAGUGCGGUAGAGGGGUGUCUACGUAGCAUUAAUCGCCCUUCUUUUGUUAUCA